AUGGCUGUUACGCGCAAGGAAAGAGGAAUAGAUAGACCGGAGUCUGGAGGAGCCGUGACAGCAUUGCCGUAUAUUGUUAUUACAAAACAUUCGAUGACUUCCUCCGAGGAAGAAAAACGUAUUGCAUAUUGCAAGAAGCACAAUGUGCAUCAUCUCUUUGAGCUGCUAGCGACGAGGCUACUGGUGGAUCGCCCCGAGAAUCCCUUUGAGUACCUUCGGGAGAUGCUUACAAAAGUGGAGGACUCUGAGAAGCAUAAACACUCGUACGACCCCACAGUUCUUGCACCAGCCAUAAACGGUGCGCAGCAGCCACUGAAGAAGAUUACGCUGGGGACUUUUGGCAUUGAUAAUGCCGGAAAAACAACCCUCAUCUCGGCCUUAGGCGGCAAAAUUGAGCUUAACACUACACCGACGGUUGGCUUUACACCGACAAAGUUUCAGACGGAGAAGUAUGAUAUAUGCAUCUUUGAUUUGGGUGGCGCCGCAAACUUUCGUGGCAUUUGGGUUCAUUACUUCCAUGAUUGCCAUGGAAUCAUGUUCGUUAUAGAUUCCGCAGCGGAUGAGACUGUGGUGAAGGAAUCUCUUAAGGUUCUUCGAGAUGUAGCACAACACCCGUACGUGAAAGGCAAACCACUGCUGGUUCUCGCCAACAAAAGGGACCUGAACAAUAGUCAAGGCACGAAUGUUGUUCCAGAUGGUUAUUUGGAAGGCUUCUUGGAACGAGAUACAGCACACCGUGUGGUGGCAUCCUGUAGCAUUAGCGAGGACCCUGACCUUGAGGAGGGCGUGGAAUGGCUGCUUGCGAUGGUGGAAAAGUGUUACGACACACUGGAGGCACGUGUCAUGCACGACACUGAGGCUGUGAGAGAAGAAAACAAGAGAAAGGCGGUAGAACGGCUGGCGGCAGUCAAGACUGCAUCAGAGAAAAGGAACAGAUACGUGGACUCCGUGGGUGGUCAUUUUUGA
Messenger RNA from Trypanosoma rangeli, 966 nucleotides. RefSeq names its product ADP-ribosylation factor-like protein. Gene Ontology annotation, molecular function: GTP binding; GTPase activity. The record is from RefSeq and is a predicted model, not a curated record. The coding region runs from base 1 to 966 and encodes 321 amino acids. The transcript has a single exon. NCBI's taxonomy places the organism in Eukaryota, Euglenozoa, Kinetoplastea, Trypanosomatida, Trypanosomatidae.